CCAAGAUCAAUUACUCAUUUACUGUUAACCUAUCUAUCUGACAUGGCCUGAGUUGAAUAGUUAGAAACCUCUACUGAUCAUCAGGAUUUAAGUGGAGCAGGACCUGUAUCAAAAAUUAGGUUAGUGAUUUAUGACCUAUUUCCCCAUUCUCCCUAAUAAACAAUUAGAUGUAAAUAAAUUGGACGGUUUGAUUGCUACUAUAUGCUGUGUUAUCAGCAGUUAAAGUUGGAUUGGUGAGAAUUGAGCCUAAACACCAUAUUGACACUUUGCCAUACUGUGCCAUACUGUCCAAUAAUUUCUACUAAUUUGUCUUGAUGCCCCUAAGCAUUUUAGGUUAGAGUGCUCCUUUGCUACGAAAAUAAAAGUAAUCGUGAAAAUUUUUGGUGAAGGAACUUAUACCAAAUUUGUCUUUAUUUCAGUUUUUCCAGUAAAUCACAGUCAUGACCAACACAAAGGGAAAGAGGAGGGGCACCCGCUACAUGUUUUCUAGACCCUUUAGAAAACAUGGAGUUGUUCCUUUGGCCACGUACAUGCGGAUUUAUAAGAAAGGUGAUAUUGUAGACAUAAAGGGAAUGGGCACUGUUCAAAAAGGAAUGCCCCACAAAUGUUACCAUGGAAAAACUGGAAGAGUCUACAAUGUUACCCAGCAUGCUGUUGGCAUUGUUGUAAAUAAACAAGUCAAAGGCAAGAUUCUUGCCAAGAGAAUUAAUGUUCGUAUUGAGCAUAUUAAGCACUCUAAAAGUCGAGACAGCUUCCUGAAACGGGUGAAGGAAAAUGAUCAGAAAAAGAAAGAAGCCAAAGAGAAAGGAACUUGGGUUCAAUUGAAGCGCCAGCCUGCUCCACCCAGAGAAGCACACUUUGUGAGAACCAAUGGAAAGGAGCCUGAGCUGCUGGAACCCAUUCCUUAUGAAUUCAUGGCAUGAGAGGCAUUUUUUAAAAAUAAA
This is a messenger RNA of Suncus etruscus (white-toothed pygmy shrew), 944 nucleotides long. It is a transcript of the gene RPL21, whose product is annotated as ribosomal protein L21. Gene Ontology annotation, cellular component: cytosolic large ribosomal subunit; ribosome. The coding region runs from base 441 to 923 and encodes 160 amino acids. The record is from RefSeq and is a predicted model, not a curated record. Lineage: Eukaryota; Metazoa; Chordata; Mammalia; Eulipotyphla; Soricidae. Gene Ontology annotation, molecular function: structural constituent of ribosome. Gene Ontology annotation, biological process: translation. The transcript is spliced from 5 exons.